CUAACCUAGGGAGUCUCGGGUCUUGGGGUGGGAGUGGAGGGUCGCCGACUGGCACCCCACGGUCGGGCUUGUGAGAUGGCAGCGCGCUGGAGCAGCGAGAACGUGGUGGUGGAGUUUCGGGACUCCCAGGCGACUGCCAUGUCUGUGGACUGCGUUGGGCAGCAUGCAGUGCUUUCUGGCCGGAGAUUCCUGUACAUCGUCAAUCUAGACGCCCCUUUUGAAGGUCACCGGAAGAUCUCCCGACAGAGCAAGUGGGACAUUGGAGCUGUGCAGUGGAAUCCUCAUGACAGCUUCGCACACUACUUCGCGGCCUCGAGUAAUCAACGGGUUGACCUUUAUAAGUGGAAAGACGGCAGCGGGGAAGUUGGCACAACCUUACAAGGGCACACUCGAGUUAUCAGCGACUUGGACUGGGCAGUGUUCGAGCCAGAUCUCCUGGUCACCAGCUCUGUGGACACCUACAUCUACAUCUGGGAUAUUAAAGACACAAGGAAACCUGCUGUUGCGCUGUCGGCUGUAGCUGGUGCCUCUCAGGUCAAAUGGAAUAAAAAGAACGCUAACUACCUUGCCACCAGCCAUGACGGUGACGUACGGAUAUGGGAUAAGCGAAAACCCAGUACAGCGGUGGAGUAUCUGGCAGCCCACCUCUCCAAGAUCCACGGCCUGGACUGGCACCCAGACAGUGAGCACAUUUUCGCCACCUCCAGUCAAGAUAACUCUGUCAAGUUCUGGGAUUACCGCCAGCCUCGGAAAUACCUCAACAUUCUCCCUUGCCAGGUGCCUGUCUGGAAAGCCAGAUACACACCUUUCAGCAACGGCCUAGUGACUGUGAUGGUCCCUCAGCUGCGGAGGGAAAACAGCCUGCUCCUGUGGAAUGUUUUCGACUUGAACACUCCAGUUCACACCUUUGUGGGGCAUGAUGACGUGGUGCUGGAGUUCCAGUGGAGGCGACAGAAGGAAGGGUCCAAGGACUAUCAACUGGUUACAUGGUCCCGGGAUCAGACCUUGAGAAUGUGGCGAGUGGAUUAUCAAAUGCAGAGGCUCUGUGCCAAUGACAUACUGGACGGCGUAGAUGAGUUCAUUGAGAGCAUCUCUCUCUUGCCGGAACCAGAGAAGACCCUACAUCCUCAAGACACAGAUCACCAGCCCAGCUUAAGCCACGGAGAGGAAGAUGCCAUAAAGGAAGAUCCUCCCAGCAGUUUGCUGGAAGAGAGGAGAUCAGACCAACUAGGCCUGCCUCAGACUCUGCAGCAGGAGUUUUCCUUGAUCAACGUGCAGAUCCGGAAUGUCAACGUGGAGAUGGAUGCUGCCGACCGGAGCUGCACGGUGUCUGUGCAUUGUAGCAACCACCGUGUGAAGAUGCUGGUGACUUUCCCAGCACAGUACCCCAACAACGCUGCUCCUUCUUUCCAGUUCAUUAACCCCACCACCAUCACGUCUGCCGUGAAGGCCAAGCUGCUGAAGAUCCUAAAGGACACGUCCCUGCAGAAAGUGAAGCGCAACCAGAGCUGUUUGGAGCCUUGCCUGCGCCAGCUUGUCUCGUGCCUUGAGUCUUUUGUGAACCAAGAGGACAGUGCUUCUAGCAACCCAUUUGCACUCCCAAACUCUGUCACACCACCCUUACCGACAUUUGCCCGGGUGACCACUGCCUACGGCUCUUACCAGGAUGCCAACAUUCCCUUUCCUAGGACCUCUGGGGCCAGGUUCUGCGGGGCAGGUUACCUGGUGUACUUCACAAGGCCCAUGACAAUGCACCGAGCCGUGUCUCCCACAGAGCCUACUCCUCGGUCUCUCUCAGCCCUGUCUGCUUAUCACACUGGCUUGAUUGCACCGAUGAAGAUCCGCACUGAGGCCCCUGGGAACCUGCGUUUGUACAGUGGGAGCCCAACUCGCAGUGAGAAAGAGCAGGUCUCCAUCAGCUCCUUCUACUACAAGGAACGGAUGUCUCCUCGCUCUGCCCGGCGACGUUGGUCCAUACAAGCAAUUAACGACUUCCCGAAAUCAAGGCGGUGGAAAAGUAAGCGGGAGGGCUCCGACUCUGGCAACCGACCCAUUAAGGCCGCUGGGAAGGUCAUCAUCCAGGAUGUCUCGUGCCUCCUUCCUGUUCACAAGUCCCUGGGAGAGCUGUACAUAUUGAAUGUGAACGAUACUCAGGAGACCUGUCAGAAGAAUGCUACUUCUGCCAUGCUUGUUGGAAGGAAGGAUCUCGUCCAGGUUUGGUCACUGGCUACAGUAGCCACAGACCUUUGCCUUGGUCCGAAGUCUGACCCAGAUUUGGAAACACCUUGGGCUCGACAUCCAUUUGGGCGACAGCUGCUGGAGUCCCUACUGGCUCACUAUUGCCGACUCCGAGAUGUUCAGACCUUGGCUAUGCUCUGCAGCGUGUUUGAAGCCCAGUCCCGGCCUCAGGGGUUACCAAACCCUUUUGGGCCUUUCCCUAAUCGGUCUUCUAAUUUUGUGGUGUCCCACAGUCGAUACCCCAGCUUUACCUCCUCGGGGUCCUGCUCCAGCAUGUCGGAUCCAGGGUUCAACACCGGUGGCUGGAGCAUAGCAGGAAGAGAAACAGAACACAUAUCUUCACCUUGGGGGGAGUCUUCACCAGAGGAGCUCCGCUUUGGGAGUCUGACCUACAGUGACCCCCGUGAGCGGGAGCGAGACCAGCAUGAUAAAAACAAAAGGCUCCUGGACCCUGCCAAUACCCAGCAGUUUGAUGACUUUAAGAAGUGCUACGGAGAGAUCCUCUACCGAUGGGGUCUGCGAGAGAAGAGAGCAGAAGUGCUGAAGUUUGUGUCCUGCCCUCCUGACCCUCACAAAGGGAUCGAGUUCGGUGUGUACUGCAGUCACUGCCGGAGUGAGGUCCGUGGCACCCAGUGUGCCAUCUGCAAAGGCUUCACGUUCCAGUGUGCCAUCUGCCACGUGGCUGUGCGUGGUUCAUCCAACUUCUGCCUGACCUGUGGACACGGCGGCCACACAAGCCACAUGAUGGAAUGGUUCCGGACCCAGGAGGUGUGUCCCACUGGGUGUGGCUGCCACUGCCUGCUGGAGAGCACCUUCUGAACUUAAAUGGACGAUGACACUUCCAGAAAUCCCGGAGGACUCCAUAAAUGCCGGAGAAGGCUCUCUGCUGCUGUGGUGGAAAGUUCUAGAACCAGGGUCAUCCUCUGAUCUAGGAUGGAGAAUAGUCCUGUCACAGCUUCUGCUCCCGAGCCUUUGUGUUCCCUUCUCUGGCUGUCUGGGCAUGGAUGGUGCCAGAAGGAAGGGUGGCACACACAGCUGACCUCCUGCACUGUCUGUUGAGUCCACAGUGGAGGUUUUCAUGAGGAAAAGCACCUGUUUCCAGAGCCACCAGAGCCAGCAUCAGCCUUCAAGAUGCUGUCCUUGAAGCAGGACUGGGCUCUCCGGAUGCCAGUACAAAGACACACACCAGCUGCAACACGGCCUCCAGAGCCAAAAGACACUGGCUCUUAGUGUCACAGCAAGAGCUGUGGGAUCUGUGACUCUAGGAGUUGACACCUUGAUGAUAGCCUUAUAAAGUACAGUACUAAAGUGUAAUAUAUGACGGACAUACAUACUUACGUCCAGCGUUCUUUUCCUUGGUACAGGGCUUGAACUCGGUGCCUUGCACAUACUGGUUAGCAGCCAUACCACUGAGUUACAUUUCAGCCCCUAAGAAUUCUCAAGAUAGAUGUUUUCUGUUUCUCUCCAUCUGCUUUACUUUGACCAAUAAAACUUUAUACUUGUUUGA
Molecule: messenger RNA, 3745 nt
Organism: Rattus rattus (black rat)
Lineage: Eukaryota; Metazoa; Chordata; Mammalia; Rodentia; Muridae
Gene: Wdr59
Product: WD repeat domain 59
Exons: 27
Coding region: 76-3057 (993 amino acids)
Molecular function (GO): protein binding
Source: RefSeq, a predicted model, not a curated record